AUGACGUACUCCAAGGACCACACUAACGGCAACACCAACGGCACCACCAAUGGAUAUGGGCUGCACAAAGGCCCUCGACGAGCUCCCCGAGUCCUUAAUGUUCUCGAACGACGUUAUGAUCCUCAAUUCUACCAGGCUAUCUUCUCCAUCAUGGCUCUCCGAGAGAAGUACUUGAGAGACGGUUAUAUCUUCGUCCGAGGAGAGGAUAUGAUUCCCAUCCUCAAAGGACUCGGUGCUUUAGAUGAAGAUUUUGAGCCGUUUGGAAACCUCGGUGAUCUCACUUCACCCGACCCGACCGUAAAUUACCGCGCUAUAACAUCCGGGAGAUAUUGCGUUGAUACGGAGACGCGGACUAUCCAGCGGCUUGAGUCACAGGACUACGUCCUUACGUUGGAAGAAGAUUACAAGCGUCAUGAUUCCGGGGUACCAAGGAUGUUCGAUGACACCCCACCAGACAUGCAGAGCAAUACUGUGAUACACACCCUUAUGCUUUUCAAGACCCUCGUGUACCAGGGAGUCCCUAUCACUCCUCGGGAUAACUUGAACUACUACACUCCCAAGUGGAUUUGCACACUCUUCAACAUCCGAGUGACUACAGCUCCAGAGCUAGGCAUCUUCGGCGAGCCGGCACUAGAAGGAGUUCACACUGAUGGAUCCGACCACACUAUGACUGUCUUCUUGAACUGCUCCAACAUGCACCCUGAGAGUGGAAUCACCUUCAUGCAUGACAACAAGGAGACCACGGGGGUGCAGCUCCAGGACACCAAUCCUGCGCUGAUCCGGGGGCGUGUGCACCACCAGAAGCUUCUUGAUACUCUAAUGUUUGUGGACCACCAUACGAAGCACUCUGUCACGCCCGUGCACCAGCUAGACCCGGCGCACCCUGCGACUAGGGAUAUGCUCAUCGUCUUCACCCGCAAACCAAAGCUCGAGGGGCAUGUCUCUGGAUUUUUGGACAGCCUGAAGCUUAACGCCACGUCACCGUUCCAUUUGCCGAUGUGGCUUCCUUGA
This is a messenger RNA of Clonostachys rhizophaga, 1011 nucleotides long. The record is from the annotation of a GenBank genome assembly. Lineage: Eukaryota; Fungi; Ascomycota; Sordariomycetes; Hypocreales; Bionectriaceae.